AUGACGCGCUGCAGAUUGGAAUAUCAUAAUUAUAAAUAUGAAUUAGAAUCGACAAACUGGGACUGGAAGAAACCUGAAAGUUGGAAAUUAAGCGGAAACGGAAAAUUGUACACAUUGGUAGAUACUUCUAAACGACCGCUACCUGAGUAUUACCUUGUUUAUGAAGGCACUAUGGUAGAAGGAAGGAUGGAAGGCAGAGGAAAACAAUAUGAAGGUAAUCCUGGAUUUCAGCAAAUCGAGAAAUGUAAUGCUUUUGAUACAAUCAAAGUGGGAGAGUUUCGUAACGGAAAACUUGAUGAAACUAAAACCUAUUCUAUCUUCUAUCGAUCGAAGGCAAAAGAAGGUUUUACAUCGCUUAAGAAGGUAUGUUAUUCAUCUAACAAGUCUAUUCAUCGUAUGUAUAUCAAUGAAGAAAAUGGUUCAUAUGAAUAUAUUGAUUUUGUUAAUGCUAAUAAUGCUGGUUUAGGAUGGUACUUUGAAGGAGGUUUGAAUGUAAUGUAUGGAAAGAAAAAUGAAAACGGUAAAAGAGAAGGAAUCUGUACUUUCUAUAAACUACCGAACAAAAAUGAGUUGGAUUCAAUAUUCAAAGGAAAUCGUGUUGAAUAUGAUGAAAAGACACUGGAAUCGUAUUUGACAAAGAAAGUAACAUACAAGAAUGGUGUUCUCGAAGGUGAUGUGUGCUAUAACAUGAAUGGAACUAGAAUUGAAAUGGUUAUGAAGAAUGAGAAAGGUUAUGAAGGUAUUAAAUAUGAAAAAGGAAGGACUAUUAUUCAUAAUGAUGAUGCUUGCGUGAAACGAUUAACAACUGAAAUCUAUCGAGGAGGUAUAAUCAUAUAUGAUUAUAAUGAUGGUAAAAUGGAAUACAUUUAUGAUGGUCAAGGAGAAGGAGAAAUAUUGAUAAACAAAGAUUCUAGAUGUUGGUUUGAAGGUGAAUGGCGCGACAAUAAAAUGUAUAAAGGCAAACUUCGAUUUGCUAAAGAUGGUCGUAUAAUCGAAGGUGAAUGGCUAAAUGGCGAGAUUGAUCCACAAUUUGAAUACACAAUCCGAUUGAAUGAAAGAGAUUAUAAAAAGAGUACACUACAUAAUAAUUAUGGAGAACACAACGUGACUGAAUGCAAUAUCGAUGGAAGAGAAUACAAGUUGGCAAAGAGAGAUCGCUCAAUCUAUUGUACAGUGAAAAGUGGCACCGAAUUACUCUACGAAGGAUUUGUGAUGAGUAAAGCAAAUUCAGAACACAUGAUGUCGAAUACUGGAAUGGUACCUAAUCGAUUUGUGAAAUGGGAAUACAUCCCAUAUGGAGCAGGCAGAGAAUAUGAAAAUGGGAAAUUGAAAUAUGAAUGUAUUUAUGUGUUUGGAAAACGUGAAGGAAACGGAAAAGAAUACAAAGAAGAUGGAAGAACACCAUUGUUUGAUGGAAAUUGGAGAAAUGACCAAUAUGAAAAUGGAGCUUAUUAUCAAAAUGAUGUAAAGAUCCUAUGCUAUUUCGGUGGAGGUCUACAAAUCAAAAACUCUUUUGUCUAUAAGAAUGCAAAAGUGUACAAGAAUAAUAUACAAUUGUAUCAAGGCUCGAUACAUUUUGUGGGAAAUGAUAUGAAACCAGUAGAAGGAACUUGGUACAUAAGUUUCCUUGGUAAUUCUCGGUAUCUUGUGAAAUCAUCUGAUUUGCGAGACAAUAAAAUCCAUAUCAAAAACUUUGUGUUUGAAUACACUGGUUCGAUAAAAUUCGAAGAUUUUGAUUUCAGAAUGUCAAUAGAAGGAAAAGGUGAAUUGAUACAUAAUGGAUACACUUAUUGUGGUGAAUUUGAAAGUGUUGAAACAAUAAAAGAAUGUACACUAAGCCAAGUGAUAUCCAGUGGUCAGAAAGCACCAUUCUAUUAUGGUGAAGUGAAAUGGUUAAUGCUGUAUGCUGGAAUUCAAUUUGAUGCCAAUAAUAUUUCUGAAGGAUUAUUUGAAGAUAAUAGAUUGACUAAUGGAUAUGUUUUCGAUACUGCUGGUUAUUUGAAACAAAUUGUAGGAGAUCCAAGUGGUUAUGAAGCACUUUAUUCUGAGAAGAAGUACAAGUAUCGCGAGUUAUUCCAAAAGAAUCAUGGAGUGGUUAUCCAUUAUCCAAGAACCCAACCUACUACUACUAUGAAUCAAUUCACACCUAAUUUAGGCAAACCUGAAAUUCAACUCACAUCCAAUUUAGCAAAAUUAACAAAUCCAAUAAUACCCAAUGUGGGCAAAUCUGGAAGUCAAUCCUCACCCAUUUUGACCAACCCUGGAAGUCAACUGACACCCUCUGUGGUAAUAUCAAAAAAGACUUAUACUCAAGAGAAAAAGAUUGCUAAUGGUUCACUAGUGAUCUACAGUGAAGGUGAUAAGUGCUUAGUCAGAAUGACAUAA
Messenger RNA from Blastocystis hominis, 2385 nucleotides. RefSeq lists its product as hypothetical. Lineage: Eukaryota; Bigyra; Opalinata; Blastocystidae. The transcript has a single exon. The coding region runs from base 1 to 2385 and encodes 794 amino acids. The record is from RefSeq and is a predicted model, not a curated record.